CGACGAAACAACAGUAUAUUCUGCGCCUCAAGUGGAAAGAAGACCGACAAGAUGGUCGACAUCGUCCCAGUCUCCUCAUAUCCUUCACACAUCUCACUGCUUCCGUCAAUACAGCAAUGCAACCUAAGCAACCUUCCAGAGAACUACUUCCUUAAAUACUACCUCUACCACGCCUUGACAUGGCCUCAACUCUCCUUCGUCGCCGUCGUUCGCGGGCCGGGCGGUAAACCAUCGGCAUAUCCAAAAGUUGUGGGCUAUGUGUUAGCAAAGAUGGAGGAAGACCCGCCCGACGGCGUUCAGCAUGGCCAUAUUACGAGUUUGUCGGUGAUGCGGACACAUAGACGGCUCGGCAUCGCAGAAAGAUUGAUGAGAAUGAGUCAAAGAGCCAUGGCAGAGGUUUUCAACGCCAACUAUGUCAGUCUGCAUGUGAGAAUGUCGAAUUCGGCCGCUCUACAUUUGUACAGAGAUACACUGGGUUUCCAAGUGGACAAGAUCGAGAGCAAAUACUACGCCGACGGAGAGGAUGCAUAUGCAAUGAGGAUGGAUCUGCGGAGUAUGCAGAUCAAGGACGUCCCUGAAGAGGAUGAAGAUGAGGGCGACGGCGUCGGCUCCUUAGGGAAGAAAGGCGAGGAUGGAGAGGCUGUGAACGGUGAGGGGGGGAAGAAGGAGAAAAUGGUCAAGGUCAAGAUUGGUCGUCAACUAGGUGUGGGUGAUCUAGUCGAGAAGAAUGAAGGCUCGACGAGCGCACAAUACUGAAGCGUUGGCGCAGUGGGAGGUGGUCAGUGAUUCGUAUGGCCUCGAAGAGCAUACCCUGUCAUGAGCGAGCAUUGCUUUGUUAUACAAAAGUGGCAUUACCAGUGCAGGACGAGAACAGACGAGCUACCAGAUGUACGUCUAUGUCUGCCAUGACAAAAAGACUCGCAAAAGAAAAAAUCAAACCAUUCUCAGAAGACUCAAUAGGGUAUACCUGAUACUCCCACAAUUGGUCUACCUUCUCGUUGCACUCUGAUAACU
Messenger RNA from Exophiala oligosperma, 1014 nucleotides. RefSeq lists its product as uncharacterized. The transcript has a single exon. Gene Ontology annotation, molecular function: protein-N-terminal-glutamate acetyltransferase activity; protein N-terminal-serine acetyltransferase activity. The record is from RefSeq and is a predicted model, not a curated record. Lineage: Eukaryota; Fungi; Ascomycota; Eurotiomycetes; Chaetothyriales; Herpotrichiellaceae. Gene Ontology annotation, cellular component: NatA complex. Gene Ontology annotation, biological process: N-terminal peptidyl-glutamic acid acetylation. Bases 52 to 756 code for a protein of 234 amino acids.